Trichoderma harzianum CBS 226.95 is the source of this 1600-nucleotide messenger RNA. RefSeq lists its product as hypothetical. The record is from RefSeq and is a predicted model, not a curated record. Lineage: Eukaryota; Fungi; Ascomycota; Sordariomycetes; Hypocreales; Hypocreaceae. The transcript has a single exon. The coding region runs from base 198 to 1442 and encodes 414 amino acids.
UAAAUUUACUGCUCCGUACUGACAUCAGCAAUUGAAUUGCCGUGUGAAAAUAUACAUAUAUAUCAAGGGCUGCCUAGUAGACAAAACAUACCAUUCAUCUUCAUCACUCAAUUUCAACCUCACAUCAUUCAAUUCCUUCUUCUACACCCAAUUCAUUCAUCUACCUCUUUCAUCAUCUCAUAUCCAACAUUUCCAACAUGAUUUCCACAAGAUCAGCCGCCAGACUAUCACUGUCUCAGGGCAGAGUAGCUCUGCGAGCCCCAAAACGCCACCAAAUUCGCUUCCAGUCAACCUCGUCUACCUCCUCAUCAUCAACCACUGCAGCUUCCAAUGGGUCAUUUGGAGCUGGUGUUUUGGGCGGCAUGGCCGGAGCAGCAAUCUUCUAUGGCAUUUACUCCUUCACUCCAGCUGGACGAACAGCAAGCAAGUUGAAUAAGACGGUGAAGGAAGCCGAGAAGAAGUACCAAGAAGCCGCCAAGAAGCUGCAGGAAAACACUCCCAGCGCGUCACAGGCAGUCGAUUCCAUCAAGCAGUUUGCCUACUCUUACGUGGGUUGGAUACCUGGGGGCCGCGGCUACGUGGAUGCGGCGUUCAAGGAUUGGGAGACUGUGAGAAAGGAGCACGGCGACGAGGCGGAUAAGCUGGUCAAUGAUGCAUACAAGCAGUUCCAGGACAUUUCCAAGUCGGGCCUGAGCCUUGAAACAGCUUCCCAGGCGUUUGAAGUCUUGGCGGACUUGGCGAGCAAGAUUGCCAGUCUUGCUGGAGAUGCGCUUUCGGAUGUUGUGGAUAAUCAUCCGCAGCUGAAGGAGAAGCUUGGGGGCAACAUUGAUCAGCUGAAGCAGAUGGGCGAGCAGUACGGCCCAGAGGCGAAGAAGCAGGUGGACGAGACGUGGCGUCAGGUCAAGGACAUUUUUGCCGGCGGAUUCAGCGCCUCGAGCCUGGCAAAGGCGCGGGAGCUCAUUGAUGAGAAGGUGAAGCAGGUGCAGAAGCUGGGAGACGAGGCGUGGAAGAAGGGUCUGGAAGAGGCCAAGCCGUAUCUUGAAAAGAGCCCCAAGAUUAAGGAACUGCUAGAGAAGAAUGGGGAUGCUUUGAAAAAGGGAAACAUUGGGGAGUUGUUCGGCAAGGUGCGUGACGCGGCCAAGUCGGGAGAUGUGGGUGACUUGGAGAGCUACAUCAAGCAAGCUGCGCAGAAAGUGAGUGACAAGGCUGAUGAGAGCGGAUGGGGGUCAUUGAACAAGUACAUGGACAAGAUUCCGCAGGGCAGCGAGAUCUUGAGCAAGUUGGAGGAGAUGGGACGGGUGGCGGAGGAGCACAAGGAGGAAGGGGAGCAGUUGCUGAAGGAGACGCUGGGGGAUAUCCAGAAGGUUCUUGAGGAGAAGGGGGAGAAGGCGAAGAAGAUUGCUGAUUCUGCGAAGAAGGAGACAAAGUCAAAGAAGGAGUAGGUUGUGUAUCGAGAUUGGAUUUGAUGUGUACAAUGUAUAAUAGAAGUUGGCUGGCAUGAUUAGCUUUUGGAUCAAAUGACCAGAAUAGUAGCCCAGAUUGGGUUUCAUUGGCCGGUAAACCUUGGAGAUAUGAGCCAUAAACAGUAAAAACUAUAAAC